Hydractinia symbiolongicarpus is the source of this 1728-nucleotide messenger RNA. RefSeq names its product beta-1,3-galactosyltransferase brn-like. The coding region runs from base 151 to 1356 and encodes 401 amino acids. Gene Ontology annotation, cellular component: membrane. The record is from RefSeq and is a predicted model, not a curated record. The transcript has 2 exons. NCBI's taxonomy places the organism in Eukaryota, Metazoa, Cnidaria, Hydrozoa, Anthoathecata, Hydractiniidae. Gene Ontology annotation, molecular function: hexosyltransferase activity.
UUUAAACUAGUGAUGUUGAUGUGGUUAUUUUACUUUUUUGUCAGUUUAUCAAGCAAUAAUUUUCAUUGAUAUUAUAUUUUGCAUUUUUACUUAGCUGCAUUCGUUCCAAUUUUUAUUUUUAGAGAUAUAAACAGGUGUAAUGGUGUUCCAAUGAAAUUACUGGAAAUGAUUUAUUUUCAUCGUGUGCUCUUGGGUGUGUGUGGGUUGAUAGUGUUGAUGAUGUUCGCAUAUUACAACCUGCUAACUUAUCAUGUGCAACGUAUAUUUUCACAAAGAAUGUAUAUGUAUGGAUUCACCCACAACUUACAUGGUAACAUCUUAUCGCCUCCUGGAACUUUCAAAUUUGAGAAGGUUGCUCACGAGCCAGAUAAUUUACCAGACAAAGCACCGAUAUACCUACUCAUUUUGAUUAGUUCAAGUCCACAUAAAGGAAAACACACUGACUUACGAGAAGCUAUACGACGAACUUGGGGCUUUUGUGGAGGAUUGAGUGUACACAAAGGCGAAUAUAAGGAUGCUAUAAAAAGCCAAAAAAAUAUUUCCUGCAAAGUAUUCUUUUAUAUGGGUAGAAGUCGUGCUGUUGGAAGGGAUGCAUCAAGUAUAGCUGAACUGGAGAAAUAUCAGGAUUUAGUUAUAGGUGACUUUCUGGACAGUUAUCAUAACAUGACACGAAAAAUGAUGUUCGGUUUAAAUUGGGCGUUUCAAAAAUUUAAUCCGCAAUUUGUCAUGAAAGCAGACGAUGAUGUUUAUAUAAAUGUCCCACAACUAAUAAAUCUAGUAAACACAAAAUACGCCCAUAUUGAGAACUUGUAUGGCGGGCAUGUUUAUUAUGCCAGUGUGAUCAGAGACGAAACGCACAGGCAUUAUUUAACAAGAGACGAAUAUCCCAACGAUUGGUACCCACCAUAUAAUAAAGGCGCCCAAUUGAUUAUUUCAGGCCAUUUACUAGGUAAACUUUUAACCAUGUCUACUCGCAUGAAAAGAUUUCAAAUUGAUGAUGCUUAUCUUGGCAUUCUUAUGAACCAUAUCGGUGUGCUUCCUGUGAAGGUGAAAGAAUUUAUACAAAACCAGUGGCUUACUUAUUUUGUUCGUUGGAUAAGUACCUGCGAUUUAAAAGCUAUGGUUGGAAUUGGAGACAACUUCACUCCUUCACAAAUGAAUUAUAUACAUUCUGUUGUGCAUCAUAAAGCAUCAUGGUAUUGUGUUCGUCUCGAUUACCUAGCGUAUUAUUUGUUGUUUUUAUUCGUUUUCAUAUUGUUCAUUUUGCUAUUUAUGAGGCAAAGGUAUUGUCCUUGGCUGACCAUACCAAUUUUAGCUCAUUCUUUCAAUAUAUUUGUGAAGCGCAUUUGCAAGUAGUUUCAGGUAUUUAAUUUUUUUUACUUUGUCCAUGUUCUUACUGUUGUUUUUAGGGAGUUUUUUGUUAGAAAAAUGGGGAAAAAAAUUGCUAAAUAUGAGCAAUUUCAAAUUAUUUUAAUUUCUUGAGAAAUAUCUUGGUUUAUUCUGCUAUGCAAUAACAAAGAGUGUUGUGUCACCUCCAGAAAUUGUUGUUCUUCUUUUGGGUAUGAGGGCUAACCAGAUAUACCUUUCUCAUUAAUUUUUUAGUUUUUAAGAGCAGAUGUUUUCACUUUGUUAUCCAAAAUGUUUUUAUGAAAGAUUUUUUUUAUAUAUAUAUCUUGUGUAUAAAAUUGAUUAAUGGAAAUUAUAAAUGAUAUUCUUCAGAAGAAAUAA